UGUUGUUGUUGUUGUUAUUUGUUGUUGAUGGUGCAAUAUUUCAAUCAUUAUAUUUGCACGAUUUGUUGAACGAUUUUAUUGGAACAAUCAUCAAUUCAUGGAUAAUUUUGAUGACCAAAAAUUACUGCCUAUUCGGAGCAAUGAUUACAUUAAACUUAAUGUUGGUGGAACAUUGCAUUAUACAACGAUCAGUACGUUGACCAAAGUGGAUUCAAUGUUAAGGGCAAUGUUUAGUGGUCGUAUGGAUGUAUACAAAGAUGAUGAAGGUUGGAUUCUAAUCGAUCGUUGUGGUAAACAUUUUGGUAAAAUUUUAAAUUUCCUACGUGAUGGUAGUAUUCCAUUACCCGAUAAUCAACAUGAAUUGACUGAACUUUUAAUUGAAUCCAAAUAUUAUCUGAUACAAGAUUUGAUCGAUAUUUGUGAAAAUGCUUUGAAAAAACACAAAGAAUGUAAAAUCAUGGAACCUGUCUGUUCUGUACCGUUGAUACGAUCAAAAUCUGAAGAAUCCAAAUUGUUAGCAUUGACCAAUAAACCAGCCAUUAAAUUGAUAUUUAAUCGACAUAACAAUAAAUAUUCCUAUACUAGUGCAUCGGAUGAAAAUCUUUUGAAGAAUUUGGAUCUAUUUGAUAAACUUUCAUUGAAAUUCUGUAAUCGUGUUCUAUUCAUGAAAGAUAUUGUUUGUAGUAAUGAGAUUUGUUGUUGGAGUUUUUAUGGUAAUGGAAAAAAAGAUGCCGAAAUUUGUUGUACAUCGAUCGUAUAUGCUACUGAUAAAAAACAUACAAAAGUAGAAUUUCCUGAAGCUCGUAUCUAUGAAGAAAUGUUGAAUAUUCUAUUAUAUGAGAAUAAUAAAAACAAUUUCGAAACGGAUAUUAUGUUGGCCACUACAAGUAGUAGCAGUAAUAGUAGUGGAAGAAUUUCGGCUAACAACAAAAAUGAAGAUAAAACGAAAGAAGAAACGUAAACUAAUCAAUCAACCGAUGGAUAUUUAUAGAUGAAAAU
Messenger RNA from Dermatophagoides farinae (American house dust mite), 999 nucleotides. Lineage: Eukaryota; Metazoa; Arthropoda; Arachnida; Sarcoptiformes; Pyroglyphidae. The record is from RefSeq and is a predicted model, not a curated record.